GAUGGAUUGUUGAGCUUAUCUAUUAGAUUAGAUUAGAUUACAAACUCCAUCGCCAAAAAGAAGGAAAGACGAGAGAUAAUCAAUCUUCAUCGCCUUUGCCCCAAUCUCUCUCUAUUCUAGUGGGAUUUGUAUUAAUCCUAUCUAUCCUGGGGUGGCUUUCCUUUCCUUAUAAGAGAGGCUGGCUGGCUCGCUGUUGGUUUUAAUUAGUUGUUGAGUUGUUUCUUGUCUGUCUAAAUCUUCUAGAACCUCACCAUUUCUCAUCUGGCUGGGCUGUCAGUCACAUAUAUCAUGCAAUGAUUUAAUGACUGAUUCAUUUCUAGUGUUUGAGUGAGUAAUUACAGCUAUUGAAGAUGAUGGGGAUGAUGAGGAUGAUUAGGGUGGCCUGUUUGGUAACAAUGAUAGUGGUGCUCAUGUGGAGCAGCAGCACCAACACCAACAGCAGACUAAGAAUGGUGAGAAUGGUGAGCGGGAUUGGAGCCAACUGGGGGACACAGGCAUCCCACCCUCUCCCCCCAGACACCGUGGUCCGGCUUCUCAAAGACAACGGCUUUCAGCGGGUUAAGCUUUUCGAUGCUGACUACGACACUCUCAACAGUCUCGCUAAGUCUGGCAUUGAGGUCAUGGUCGGCAUUCCCAACGAUAUGCUCGCCUCUCUCGCCACCAGCGUUAAGGCUGCUGAGAAAUGGGUUUCCAAGAACGUCUCUGCCCACAUCUCCUCCAACAAUGUCAAGAUCAGGUACGUUGCAGUUGGAAAUGAGCCUUUCUUGUCAACAUACAACGGUAGCUUCCUCAGAACAACCUUCCCUGCACUGCAGAAUGUCCAGUCUGCCCUGAUAAAAGCUGGCCUUAGCAACCAAGUAAAGGUGACUGUACCCCAGAACGCUGAUGUGUAUGCGAGUUCAAAUGGAUUUCCAUCCGGUGGUGACUUCCGAACUGAUAUCCAUGAUUACAUGAUUCAAAUUGUGAAGUUCUUGAGUGACAAUGGUUGCCCCUUCACCGUGAACAUCUACCCCUUUAUAAGCCUUUACAUCGACUCCAACUUCCCUGUUGAUUAUGCCUUCUUUGAUGGCAAUGCCUCACCAAUUACUGAUGGUAGUGCAACUUACUACAAUAUGUUUGACGCAAACUAUGAUACUCUUGUGUGGACCCUGCAGAAGAAUGGCUUUGGAAAUUUACCAAUCAUAGUUGGAGAGAUUGGAUGGCCAACAGAUGGCGACCGGAAUGCUAAUCUAGUUUAUGCUCAGAGGUUCAACCAAGGUUUCAUGUCCCACAUAUUGGGUGGCAGAGGAACCCCAAUGAGACCAGGGCCAAUUGAUGCUUAUCUGUUCAGUUUGAUUGAUGAGGAUGCUAAAAGCAUUGAUCCAGGAAACUUUGAACGACACUGGGGAAUAUUUACUUUUGAUGGGUUAGCAAAAUACCAGCUUAACCUUGGUUCCACAAAUUCAGGGGCAUUAGUUCCAGCAAAAGGUGUGCGCUAUUUGGAGCGUAAGUGGUGUGUGAUGAAGCCUUCAGCAAGCCUUGAUGACCAACAAGUAGCAUUAAGUGUGAGCUAUGCCUGUGGACUUGCAGAUUGUACUAGCCUUGGUUACGGGACAUCUUGUGGAAACUUGGAUGAUCGAGCAAACAUUUCAUAUGCUGUUAACAGUUACUACCAGAGGAACAAUCAACUUGAUGAAGCUUGCAAGUUUCCAAACCUUUCAAUGAUCACCAAAACAAACCCAUCUGUCGGAUCAUGCAGAUUUGAGAUAAUGAUCGAACCAUAUUACGGAGCUGCAGAAAGGAGAUCCGGGCAUCUCCAAAAGCCUCUGAGCCUGGUUGCACUUUUGGUUUUCUUUAUGCUAACACUUGUGUGAGUUCCAAGGCUUUGGAUUCGUGAGGAACCACAUUUGAUGUAGGAUAGUGUAGUGGAAGGUAAUGAGCAAUUGACAAUUGCAUAAUUGUAGUUCAAAUUUGUCAGCAGUCUGCAUAUUUGAAACUAGAACUGCUUUGAAUUAUUGGUUUACCAUGGAGAAGGUUUUGUUAGCCAGCCA
Pyrus x bretschneideri (Chinese white pear) is the source of this 2030-nucleotide messenger RNA. RefSeq names its product glucan endo-1,3-beta-glucosidase 6. The record is from RefSeq and is a predicted model, not a curated record. Lineage: Eukaryota; Viridiplantae; Streptophyta; Magnoliopsida; Rosales; Rosaceae. Gene Ontology annotation, cellular component: plasma membrane. Bases 351 to 1853 code for a protein of 500 amino acids. Gene Ontology annotation, molecular function: hydrolase activity, hydrolyzing O-glycosyl compounds. Gene Ontology annotation, biological process: carbohydrate metabolic process. The transcript has 3 exons.